This is a messenger RNA of Colossoma macropomum (tambaqui), 3282 nucleotides long. RefSeq names its product podocalyxin-like (gene podxl). Gene Ontology annotation, biological process: positive regulation of cell-cell adhesion mediated by integrin; negative regulation of cell-cell adhesion; cell migration. Lineage: Eukaryota; Metazoa; Chordata; Actinopteri; Characiformes; Serrasalmidae. The coding region runs from base 560 to 1951 and encodes 463 amino acids. The transcript has 9 exons. Gene Ontology annotation, cellular component: apical plasma membrane; microvillus membrane. The record is from RefSeq and is a predicted model, not a curated record.
UUUCCUAUUGGGUCUGUGGAGAGUUUGGCAUCAUCAACUCACCAGUGACAGCUUUCACACAUGGGCAGUGCCGAAGUGAGCGGACGUAAAACACACCCUGGCCUGACCAGACUGACCAAAGAGACUCUGCCCUUAGACAGCACGCAGCACGUCUCCGCUUCAGUCCUAAAGGUCGCCUCCGUUUGAACAGUGAGGAGAAGAGAGAGAGCCAAAGCAGCCGGCUCACCACCACCACCACCGCCGCGCAGCCAAGGAAACCCAGCAAACACUUCAGCCCCAAUCCCCCCAGCCAGGGAGGGGGAGAGAGACUCAGAGGAGAUCCGCUAACAAAAGCAUUCUUGGCUUUCAGCACAAAAAUAAGCACCAGAAAAGUCAUUUAGAGAACCUCAGAUACAGAUUCGAGGAGAUAAGCGGAACGAAGUGGCGUCUCGCCUCACAGCAUCAGCGGGACUCCUCAACUUUUUAUCCAGAACUUUUUUUCUUCCUUUUUUCUGUGUAAAAUCCUCACCAGGCUGACAUUCACACUCUGAGAGCCAAGAAACGCUGAAACAGAGGCAAAAUGUGGACGAAAACAGGAACGCUGUGGACUAUUUUUGUGCUAGGUUUUCUCCUCCAAUACACAAACGCAGAUCCCUCUACCAGUACCAGUCCUUCAACCUCCUCUGCUCAGCCUACGUCUCCUGCUUCCCCGACCAUUACUGUUCAGCCUCCCACUUCUGCUUCCUCGACCUCUUCUGCUCCCCCGACCUCUUCUGCUCCACCGACCUCUUCUGCUCCUCCAACCUCUUCUGCUCCUCCGACCUCUUCUGCUCCUCCAACCUCUUCUGCUUCCUCGAGUCACACAACAACACUGCCAACCCCAGCUGCUACUCUUACCACUGUUGCUACAAAACCAACCACCGGAGCACAACCAACUAGUAAAGACUUGACCCCAACAUCACAAGGCCCAAAUGCCCCUGCUACUACUCAAGCCAGUGAUACUUCUGUAAACAGUGGGACCAGUCCUCAGUUGACUACAAAUGCCAAAGCUACAACCUCAAACAGCACAACUGCACAGGGUUCAACAGAAACUAAAGCACCUACCACUCCAUCAUCCCCUACAGGGAGCCACACCACAGCGCCGAACAUCGGCAUAUUAAUCAGCACGAGCUCAAAUACGCCAGGCCCAAUUGCUCAGGACAGUAACUCUACUCAGAGCAGUUUCACAGCAGUUUCCAUUAUUACACCAUCAAUAUUAAGCACUAACUCAAAAGAUGCCAGUCCGUCUGUUACAGAUUCACCUGUAGCUAAGACCACCCAGAUCGCAGCAACAACCAAUCGAAGCGAAGAGGCUGUAACAACACUAGAUAUCCAUCAGAGAUCUACUCCAACACCAGAAUUAAAUAGGCCUCCAUCAACUGGGUCCAUCAAACCAUUCAACAAGAAAAUCACAAAGGAAGAUAUUCAGGAUACGAGUAAUGACAAUAUCUUUGUUCGAACUUGUCGAGAACUCAUAAAAAAUUACAACUCAGCUACUGGCUGCAAUCUGGAGGUAAACGAAAGAGAUAAUGAUUACCACAUCAUCUCUGUGAGUCUGACAGUUGAUCCAUCAGAAGCAACGAAAAUCUACAUUAAGGAAAAAAGGUCAAAGCCUGAACCCACACCGGUGCCUAGCACUCUGAUUGCCAUCUUGUCUUCGUGUGGCGCCCUGUUGCUCUUCCUUGCUUGUUUCGCUCUGUACUGCGGGUGCCACCACAGGUCCUACAGGAAGAACCAGCAACACCUGACUGAGGAGCUCCAGACAGUGGAGAAUGGUUACCAUGACAACCCCACUCUGGAGGUGAUGGAGGUGCAGCCGGAGAUGCAGGAGAAGAAGCUGACGCUGAAUGGAGAGUUCAACGACAGCUGGAUUGUGCCCAUCGACAACCUGGCCAAAGAGGACAUACCUGACGAGGAGGACACUCACCUGUAAAGGGGACACUUGCCCAGCUUAAUGAUGGACAUCAAGAAUAUAUCACAACACAGUCCAAUGGUCGGACGACAGACUGCUGUAAAGACUAUCCGAGGGCCCAACAGUAAUUGGACACAUUUACUAAACCUGAUUUAAUGCCAAAAGGGCAGAGGCCACAGUGAGAAAUACAGAAGGAUGAUCAAAGGAUAGCCUGUGGCCUGUCCGCGUGCCAUAACGCUGAAACAGGAGUAGGGUCUAUCUUCAAAGAACACUGAAAAUUUGCGGGAAAGAUUUUAAGGCACACAUAUUGCUACACCCACACGAAAAGGGGUUUCAGUCGAUCUUGUAUUUCACUCGUAAUUCUUCAGAGGAAUGUACACUGCUGCACCUGUAUAUAAUGUUUUUAACUUUUUGCGACUUGGUAACUCCCACAGAUAUUGAUCACAAGCAUUAGGGUGAGACCUAUGGAUUAAUCCUGAUCAUCCUGGUAUUUUAGACUGUAGGCCUGGUUCUGUUGCACUGCUUUAAAGCUGCAAUGUGAAAGCAUCAGUAAGUAGAUGACCAAAGCACCUCACGACUGCCGAUAUUAUGGAUUCUGUAGAACAUUAGAUCACCACACAGCUUAGUGUAGUUUACCUGACAGCAGCUUUCACAGCUUGCAAUUUUCUUUAGCUCUGCAACUGUUUAACUGUCUUGUUGCAAAGAGGUGCUAGACUCCACAUAAAACAUCAGAUUAAAGCUGACCGAAUCAAUAAGAAAUCCAGAGUCGCGCUUGAUCAAAACUGACUGAAGGAGCCCGUUCCAGUUUCUAACUUUUGACGAAAGUGUCUGAACCUUUUCAGGGUUCUGACAAGAGAUGAACUGUUUGUAUAUACACUGGUUAUUUUUGACUUUUAUGUCUGUAGUUCUCGUCUCUCAAGUAAAAGUACACCAUGCAGUUAGUUUCUGGCUUAUUGCCCUUACAUUAGCUUACAGCUACUUGGUCACCAAGUUAAUUGACAAUUUUGAUUGAAAACUGUUAGUUGCAGCUACGUAUUUUUCAACGUUCUUUUUCUUAAAUAUUUAAAUUAUGUAUAACUGUCCAAUGUGGUUUAGAUAUUAAAGCACUACACUUCAGAUACUCCAGGAAAUGUUCAUAGGUAUCUCAUUAUAACGCACACUCUCGUUAUAGGUGUUUGAAUUCCACUGAUGAGUAUUUUGUAUGUAUUUUAUAAUCUGUAUUAAAACUUGCGUUUGCCAGUGAAGGCAAACAACAGGGGUCUGAUACACUGGAAGCCACUACUGUUGAUUAUAUUAUUUCUUUUUCCAAGGAAUCAAAUUUGUCCUUUUAAAUAAAAGUUGUUUCACAAAUA